AUUUCCCUCCCCUCGCCCUAGUGCGGCGGCGCGCUCUCCGCGCAAUUUGGCUGGGGACGGGCGGGGGCGCGCGCUCGGAGCUCCAGUGCCAGGGGUCGGCGGCGCGCUGCCAAAGGGCAGCGGGGGAGGAGGGAGGGCCGGGUGAGUUACGAGUCGCCUCGGCAGCCGCCUGAACUCGGAAGUACAGAGAAAGAGAGAGGGUGGUUGUGCACGUCUUUGCCGCCGCCCGGGACAGCCCGGAGGACAUUUCCUGAAUUUUCCCAGGAUCUGGCAACAAGUAGCAAUGCUACCCAGAUGGGAAUUGUUUCUCUACCUGCUUGUUUCUCUGGGUUUCCACUUUUAUUCUUUCUAUGAAGUCUACAAAGUUUCUAGAGCUCAUGAAAAGGAAUUGGACCAAGAGUUUGAGCUGGAGACAGAUACUUUAUUUGGAGGAUUAAAGAAGGACCCUACUGACUUUGAAUGGAGCUUCUGGACAGAAUGGGGGAAGAAGGAGCUGGCCUGGCUUUUUCUUGGCCAUGUGGCCAUAUCUCAAGUUGCCAUGCUCCUCAUUAGAAAGUACAGACCCUGGUUUCUCAUGAUCUAUGGAAUGGGGGCCUGCUGGUACCUGCUGGGAGCUCAUGGACUGACUAUGGUUUUCCUCCACACCAUCAUUUCCUUCUCUGUGGCCCAGUUUCGGUCUACGCUCUCCUCAUGGCUGUGUUCCUUGUUGCUGCUUUCUACACUGCAGGUUCAAGCUCUAGAAGAUGUUAAGAGAGGAUGGUAUAAAACAGAGAAUGAGUAUUACUUACUGCAGUUCACCCUGACGGUUCGAUGCCUCUACUACACCAGCUUCAGCCUUGAGUUCUGUUGGCAAGGACAUCCCCCUGAGGGUUCCUCCUACUCCUUCUUCUGGUUAUUGGCCUAUGUCUUUUACUAUCCAGUCUUGCACAAUGGUCCCAUCAUCAGCUUUACUGAGUUCGUCAAGCAGAUGCAGAAUCAAGAAUCUUAUUCCCUAAAGGCCAAUCUUUGCAUUUUUGUCCUGGGAAUAGGUCGUCUUCUCUGCUGGUGGUGGUUGGCUGAAUUGAUGAUUCAUUUGAUGUACAUGCAUGCCUUGUAUGGUAGUACUUUCCUUCUGGAAGCUGUGUCUUCUUGGGCCUUAGGUGGAUUAGCAUUAGCCCAAGUACUCUUUUUUUAUGUGAAGUACUUGGUCCUUUUUGGUGUUCCUGCCCUGGCGAUGCAGCUGGAUGGAAUCCUACCUCCAGCCCUUCCCCGAUGUGUGAGCACAAUGUAUAGCUUCACUGGAAUGUGGAGGUAUUUUGAUGUUGGGCUUCAUAAGUUCCUAAUCCGGUACAUCUACAUACCAAUGGGAGGCUCCCGCCAAGGAGUACUGGGAAUGCUGUUUUCUACAGCGAUGACUUUUGCAUUUGUGAGUUAUUGGCAUGGAGGGCAUGACUACCUGUGGUGCUGGGCAGUGCUGAACUGGUUAGGCGUGACAAUGGAGAAUGGGAUCCGAAGGCUUCUGUCAACCCGCUUUAUUCAUAACAGUUUGGUGCAGCAUCUCUCCCCACAAAUUCGCCGUCGACUGCAUGCCACUUUGGCCGGUGCCUCCACCUCAAUGCUGAUUCUGUCCAACCUGGUAUUUCUUGGGGGAAAUGAUGUUGGAAGAAUCUACUGGAACAGAAUCUUCUUACAAGGUUGGCCAUGGGUGAUCCUCUCGGUUACGGGAUUCCUGUAUUCCUAUUCCCAUGUGGGCAUUGCCUGGUCUCAGACUUAUGCCACAGACUAAUGCUACAUGCCUCCCAGACCUCCAUUGUAGAAAGUUCACUUUGACCUCUGAGAAGAGGAUAGUUUGGAGUAAGAGAAAAUUCAGACAAUGGAACCAUUGGCACCAAAAGUCUCUACAUCAUGACUUCUGACCUGAAAGACUAUUCACUGAGAAGAACUCAGGAGCCGUCUUCUACAUUAUCUGCACUAUGUCUGCCCAAUAAACCUCCACAGGAUGCCAAUCCAGGGUUGAGAACUUGAAAUCACAUGGCAUAUUUAAAAACCAUAGGAAUUUUUAAUGGAAAGAAAUUUGGAAUACGAUGAGAAUGUUAGAGCCAGAGGUGCUGGAACCAUCUUGUACUGAACCUUGAGAGUCGAUGGUUUAAUUUUCUUUGUGAGCAUUCAUAUCCAGAAAUUAGCAAGCACUACAAAUCAGGGCUCAACUUAUUGUUUUGCUGAGUAUCCAGACUUAAGUCAAAGAUGGAGAAAAAUGUCAGUAAUGCACAUUCAAUUUAAGUGUAGCAUAGGUUCUUUUGUCCCCAAUAUUUACCAGCACACCAGUUUUAUAGCUCCUAUAUGGAAUCAUAAGUUUUGGAGCUUUAAAGUGUCCUUGGUGAUCAUUUAAUGAGUAAUUCCUCCUCCUCCUCCUCAUUUUGCAUAUUAAGAAUUUGAAGACUGGAGAAAUGAGGCAACUUUCCAAAGGUCACACUUACACUAAGUAGCAGAGUGGGAUUCAAACCCAGUUCAUUUGACUCCACAUUCAGUGCUCUUUCCAUUGCCCCAACAAGUUGUUCUUUGUUUAAGGUAGUGACACAAAAAUAUAUGUGUGUUUGCAUGAAAGCAAGAAAAAAGAGAGAGGAGGAGGAAGGGGGUAGUGGGGAGAGAGCACAGGACAGAAACAAUUUAUUUGCUUUUUUACUAUUUGAAUUGAUUCUGCUUUGUUAAACACUAACAUUUUCAUGAUUUCCCCCUUAUUAUAUGUUUUUUAUCAAUGGUUCUUCAGCUUAACAUAAUUUUAAGGCAAUAUUUACUAAUUGGUAGCUAGAGCAUCCUACUGAUUUUAUGUGUUUUGUUUUUAUUGAUGGUUAUUAAAUUCACAAUAUUUUUAAAGAUGGUAACAUUUACUGAUUGGGUAAAUAGGACAUUCCAUUGAUAAUCUUGUUUCCUGAAUAUUCAGUGGACAUUAAGUGCCCACCAGAGAAUGUGAAUCGUUUGGGCCUGAGGAAGGCUCAAUGAAAAUUCUCACCCCAAGUUGUGUUAGCAUACUUAGUCCACAUUCUGUGCACACCUAUGGUGCCUAUCAUGUGCAGACCCUGAGAGAGAUUAAAAAAAUAAACCAGAAUGAAAUGUGGUCCCCUGAAAAGAGAUAUAUAGACCAAUAAGGAGAUAACACAUGCACAUACACCCAAAUAAAAAAAAUAGAUAACUAAUACAUAGCACAACACAUCUUCAGAGAGGUGCAAGUAAAGGUUGUCUGAUUACUUGACAGGAAUGUUGCAGAGAAUUCUUGUUCUGGACUUGGUUGGGCUAGAAUAUCUCUAUAGUCUCUUCUAAUUUUCUAAUUCUAAUAUUCAGUGAUUAUAAAGGAAAAAUUCCUUGCCAACACAACUAGGGAAAGGAGGAGAAGAGGGAAAGAAGUGGAUUAGGUAUGCUCAACAGAACCUUAAUCUACCUCGAGUCGUUUUUUCAAACUUUUACUCUUUGUCUUAGAAUCAAUAAUAAGUACUGGUUCCAAAGCAGAAGAGGGGUAAGAGCUAGGCAGUUGGGGUUAAGUGACUUGUCCAAGUUCACACAGGAAGUCUAGGAGGACAGACUUGAACCCAGGCCUGGCUCUGUCCACUACACUGUCUAGCUGCUGCUACUCUCCCUAGUUCUCUUCAAGGUUUAACUCAAGUGCCACCUCCAUUUUUGUAAUAAAUACUUACUCAUCUGUAUAAAUGUCAUUUCCUCCCAGUAGAAUGUAAACUGCCUAAAGGCAGGGACUAUUUCAUUUUUUGUCUUUGCAUCUUUAGUGCCUGGCACUGAAUCUACUGCCCAGUGUAUUUCUGUAACAUUUUAACCAUGUUUCAAGGAGAGAUGCCUCUCCUGUGUCCUGCCAUGUAUUUACCAGAGCUGUCGCUUGCUACUUGUGUUCCUCAACAGAGAAUGAACAAAGCCAAUCAUGCAUUUUUGACAAGAUCCUCUGGACAGAUAAGGAAAAUUAAAAAAAAAAAAAACACAAAAAAGCUUUUUUCAUUGAUAUGGAAAGCCUUCUAUUUUUUCCCAAUUUAAUGCUUAUAUGUGAUUAUUGCCUCACAUUCCUUAUUUUGCCAUCACAGCUGAGUUGCCACUCCCAGAGUACAGAAAGCAAUGGGACUAUCAAUUCAAUGGUGUGUAUUUCCAUGUUGUCAUUGUUGAGUCAUUUCAGUUGUGUCCAACUGAAAGGGGUCUGGGACUCCAUUUGAAGCUUUUUUGACAAAAACACUGUGUGGUUUCCCACUUCCUUCCCCAGUCCAUUUUACAGAUGAUAAAACUGAAGCAAACAUGGUAAACUAGAAAGUGUCUGAGGCUGGAUUUGAACUCAUGAAGGUGAAUCUUCCUAACUUCAGGCCCAGUGUUCUAUCUACUAUGCCACCUAGCUGCCCUUUUAUUAUCAUAAGCAACAUUAACUGACAUUCCUGGUCCCCUUUAGGGAAAAAGCUCUGAGCUUGUAUUGGACAAAUAUAUAGCUUCCUGUCUGAUAAUUUUCCUCACCUUCUCCUGAGUGCUUCACUCCUCUACAGAAAUCUUCAGUAGCUUCCUCUUCUCCCCCUGGGAUCCUUCCAUGUAAGACUGUUCACAAUGUAGUUCCAACUCCCUUUCUAGUUUUAUGUCAUACUACAACUCCCUUCUGCAUACACUACAUUCUAUUCAAACUAGAACCAAUUCCCUGGCCCCCAUUCUCCUGUCCUUUCUCCCAUCUCUGAACUUUGGCUCAUGUCUCUGCUCACAUCCAUUUCUAUGCCCAAAUGUCCUUCCCCUUUCUACUCCUCUGACUUCUUCAGUCUCUCUUUUUCAGCCCCAACCCUCAUGUUUCCUUUUCUAUUAAACUUUACCCAAAUAUGAAGAAAAGUGAUUUCUGCCUCCUUAAAUAUCUCUUAACUCUUCGUCUGAACUCAUGUCCCUUUUAUCAAUUACUUAUAUUUAUAUAUUUCCUGUAAUUAAAAAUAGAAUCAGGAUCUCCUACCAACAGAGAAGUUCUAUGAGUUCUCCUGCUUGUGAGUGACAUUAUGUUGAUCACAUCCAUCUCCAGAAUACUCCAGGACCUCCUUGGUUAUGUUUAGUCACUUAAAAGAGGUUGGCCCUAAUACCCCACUUUAUAGUAAGCAGUUGCAGGGACAACCAAUUGAGAUACAGUACCUAUAUCUUGGCCUAGUGAUCCACAUGGACAGUGAGUUGGGUCCAGAGUUGAAUUGUAGAGUGUGCCACAUUGCAUUAAGGAAAUUACACAGAGCUUGCCAUGCUCCCAAACUGCUUUUUGCAAUAAAGAAUUCAUAUUUUAA
Molecule: messenger RNA, 5264 nt
Organism: Monodelphis domestica (gray short-tailed opossum)
Lineage: Eukaryota; Metazoa; Chordata; Mammalia; Didelphimorphia; Didelphidae
Gene: HHAT
Product: hedgehog acyltransferase
Biological process (GO): protein palmitoylation
Cellular component (GO): endoplasmic reticulum
Molecular function (GO): palmitoyltransferase activity
Source: RefSeq, a predicted model, not a curated record